AUGCCAGGAAACAUAGAAAUAAUUCAAUCCGGUACAUUUCAAAAUUGUUCAUCUUUAAGAAGUAUUAAAAUUCCAGAUAGUACAAAAAUUAUUGGUGCAUAUGCAUUUAAAUUUUGUAAAUCAUUAAUAAGUAUAAUAAUUCCGCAAAAUGUAAAUGAUGUUUUAGAUUAUGCAUUUUCUUCUUGUUCAAAUUUGAUAAAUAUUACAUUUCUCGGAAUAAUAAAUGAAAUUAAGUCUUAUACAUUUCAAUAUUGCAUAUCAUUAACAAAUAUUACAUUUUCAGAUAGAAUAACAACUAUUCAAAAUUAUGCAUUUUACUCAUGCCAAUCGUUAACAAGUAUUACAAUUCCAGAUAGUGUAAACACAAUUGGAGUUGGCGUAUUUAAAUCAUGCAAGUCUUUAAGCAGUAUUACAAUUCCUUUGAAGAUAGCCAAAAUUAAUAAUGAAGUAUUUUAUGAAUGCACAUCAUUAAUAAGUAUAACAAUUCUAGGGUAUGUAAGUUAUAUUGGAGAUAAAGCAUUUGGAAAUUGUGAGUCUCUAACAAGUAUUACAUUCCAAAACAAUAUAACUUCAAUCAGAAUUUCAUCCACUGCUUUUUCCGAUAUUCCAAAUCGAAUGAAUAUUUAUAUUAAAGGCAGAUUUAAUGUUUAUCAAGGUCCAAAAAAUGCAUUUCGAAAAAGAAGUAAUUUAUAUAUUACAAGUGAAACAAUUUUAAGAAAAUCAUGUAAAGACUUUUUCGGAGAAGAGUCUGUUUAUGUUCAUUUUGAAGGUUCAACUCAAAUUACAGAUACAGAAACUAUUGAUGUCAUUAAAUACAUUUCUUAUCCUCUACCAACGCAAGAUUUUCCUUUUGUGCAUGAAAAUUCGGUUCACUUCACUUCUGACAAAAGUGACAAGUUUACAUGGCAAAAAUAG
This is a messenger RNA of Trichomonas vaginalis G3, 915 nucleotides long. Its product is annotated as surface antigen family. The coding region runs from base 1 to 915 and encodes 304 amino acids. The record is from RefSeq and is a predicted model, not a curated record. Lineage: Eukaryota; Parabasalia; Trichomonadida; Trichomonadidae. The transcript has a single exon.